AAAUACUUCACAUUUUUACCGAUUGUGAUUGUUGUCGUUUUUGUUGUACAUCUUCACAACGAACUUCUAGGUGCAGUCAUGUCUUACCUGCGGGGCUCGGCCAAUUACGUCUGGAACACCAGGGAUGUCCUUGGCAAGGGUGCCACCGGAGCUGUCUAUCGAGGCGUCCACAAGCAAACAGGUGAGCCAGUGGCUGUGAAGACAUUCAACCAGGUGAGCCAGCUGCGGCCGCUCGAGGUGCAGAUGCGCGAGUUCGAGGUGCUCAAGAUCGUCAACCACGAGAACAUUGUGCGGCUUCUGGCUGUCGAGGAAGAUGUGGAAAACCACAGUAAGGUGUUGGUGAUGGAGCUCUGCACGGGCGGCAGCCUGUUCACCAUCCUGGAUGACCCGGCCAACAGCUACGGCCUCGAGGAGCACGACUACCUCGUCGUUCUCCGGGACCUUAGUGCAGGCAUGAAACACCUUCGUGACAACAACAUCAUCCACCGGGACCUCAAACCUGGGAACAUAAUGAAAUACGUCGCUGAGGAUGGCAGGUGAGGCAUGUGGAGUCGCUG
This is a messenger RNA of Dermacentor silvarum, 557 nucleotides long. RefSeq names its product serine/threonine-protein kinase TBK1-like. The record is from RefSeq and is a predicted model, not a curated record. The coding region runs from base 79 to 540 and encodes 153 amino acids. Gene Ontology annotation, molecular function: protein serine/threonine kinase activity; ATP binding. The transcript has 5 exons. Gene Ontology annotation, cellular component: cytoplasm. NCBI's taxonomy places the organism in Eukaryota, Metazoa, Arthropoda, Arachnida, Ixodida, Ixodidae. Gene Ontology annotation, biological process: peptidyl-serine phosphorylation.